Echinostoma caproni is the source of this 4131-nucleotide messenger RNA. NCBI's taxonomy places the organism in Eukaryota, Metazoa, Platyhelminthes, Trematoda, Plagiorchiida, Echinostomatidae. The record is from the annotation of a GenBank genome assembly.
UUGUACCCUUUUUGGUUAAUCAGAACAAACCCGGAGUAUUACGAGGCCGUGCGUGAACCUAUUGAUUUAGCUCGAAUCCAAGCCAAAAUCAAAGGUGGUGAAUAUGAAAAUGUGGACAGCAUGGCCGCCGAUAUCAGUCUAAUGGUUGCUAAUACAAAAGCAUUCUAUCCUGCGUCCACCACCGAGUUUGCAAAAGCUGUAGAACUUCAAGAGGUAUUUGAAGCCGAACGAAGUAAGCUUCAGGCGGUGGCCACCGCCAGCACGGCUUCAACCACCAGUUCCAUUGGAAGCAGUGUUGUUGGUCGGCGUGGCAAUCGCAAACGCCCAAUGAAACGUGAAGAAAUGGACGAGGAUGAUGCGGAGUCAGCUUCAGUUGCCGCGUCGGACGAUUCUCGUAUGGCUCCUUCGGAAACAAGUGCAACUAACCUCACUGAAUCCAGUCAGCGUUCUUUGGGAUCGGAAAGUCCGUUCGAACUUCUGUUUGCUGCAAUUGCGAAGUACCAAACGGAGGAUGGAAGGCUGCUUGCUCCUACAUUUACUUAUCUUCCUUCUCGAGAGCUUUACCCUAUCUACUAUACGGUCAUUAAAGAGCCCGUAGAUUUACGGAUGAUAGCCCGCCGAAUACAAUCUGGCUUCUAUUCUACACUGGAUGACUUGGAAAAAGACUUCAUGCUGAUGUCGCGCAAUGCGAAGACAUUCAAUGAGCCUAGAUCAGCGAUCUACCAGGAUGCUUCCAUACUCGCUCGAAUCCUGAAGGGGAAACGCAGUGAAGCUGAACACCCACCUGUUCGAACCAAUCGCGAACGUGGGAAGCGAUCUUCGCGGUUAAGUUUUAACCCACACGAAGUGGUUGAGGAGUAUGCUUCACUACCAGAAACACCAACUAAAGAGGCUGAGCUGGUUCAGCGUGACCAAAUGUUGAACCGAGGACUGAGCGCAACAGCUUCAGGCACAGAGGAUGAAGAGGAUACUCGGGCCACUGAAACAUCUCAAAGUUGUUCUUCAGUCAAUUCAUCAACUGGAAAGCGAAAACGUGGCCGUCCACCAAAGAACCCCCAACCGAUCGAUUUGAACAGCCCUGGUACUUCCAAAGAGUCUAUCACAGUUGGUAGCCCAACGCAAACAGGUCAAUCGCUACCAGGGUCUCCCCAGCCGUUGAGCACUGCAAGCGUAGCCACAACCAGUACUCCUCCUGCAUUGGGUUCGACUCCCAUUCCGUGCCAGUCGGCUGGAGUGUCUCGUUAUCGUGUGGGCACGGUUCGGUGGCGCGAAGCUCAAGUUCUUCAGGCUGUUUUAGACGCACGCAACGAGGCGGGUCAUUUGAUGUGCGCUCCAUUUUUACGAUUGCCUUCUCGCAAAAUCUACCCGGACUACUAUGAAGAAAUAACUCAUCCGAUUAGUUUGGGUGAUAUCAAGAAGAAGCUUAAGCAAAAUGAGUAUCCCACCUUGAAUUCAAUAUUGGCUGAUUUGGAUUUGGUUUUCAAAAAUGCGCAACAAUACAAUGUUGAGGAAAGCAUGAUUCACCGAGACUCCUUAGUCCUUCAGCAGAUCGCCCGACGUCGAUAUCACGAAAUGCUCGGGUUUCAGACGACGCCAUCAAAACGUUUGCCUCCGUUGAACUCAGAAUGUUCCACAGUUAUUUCUCCUGAUCAAGGCGACAGCUUGAUUUCGAGCUCCACCGGUGACAAUACUCCAUUUCGUAAAUUCGGUCGUAAGACUUUGACAGCUGAAGAGGCUAAAGCCAAACGGUUGCGCAAUCUUUUCAACACUGUGUUCAACUAUGUGGCUGAAGAUGGCCAUCGUCCGCGGGAUGUGUUCAUUCAUCUCCCGUCCAGAGAGGAAUAUCCCGACUAUUACCAAGUUAUCCCCGAACCGAUCGAUCUAACAAUGAUCAAGCGUAAAAUGGAUGAAAACCACAUGAAUGUCACGAAGUUAAUCCUUUUUUUGUUUCUGGACAAUCUGUCAUACUACCAGUAUUCUGCACAUCAAGAGAUGGUUUCAGAUUUGCGUCUAAUGUUUAACAACGCUCGGCACUAUAAUGAAGAAGGUUCCGGAGUGUACAAUGAUGCCAUAAUUCUGGAGAACGUGGUCAAACGUCGUCUAAAAAGUUUGGGUCCCUAUCAAGGAAAUCCAAACAAACCAAAACCGAACCGAGUUUCUUCUGUUCCGAAUCGUCAAGUCGGCGUUGAUGGUCAAGCUCUGCCAUCUGGCAUUCUUGUUCCACAAGGAGCUGGACCAUCUGGACAACAUGCACCGCUCUCAACCCAGCCGGGUAUGCCGCUGUUGCAACGGGUGAUUUUGGAGUUAUUUCAAACUGUCAGGGAAUAUCAAGUUGGUGGUCGUCAGUUGUCAAAUCCAUUCAUGCGCUUGCCCACUCGGACUGAGCUGCCUACGUACUACGAGUUCAUCAAGAAACCGAUCGAGCUAGCAGUUGUGGCCAAACAGAUUGUUCAAUCUCGCUAUACNNNNGAGGAUUUCAGUUCUGAUUUGUUUCUCAUGUUUGAUAAUGCAUGUCGCUUCAAUGAACCGGAUUCACAGAUCUAUUCGGAUUCCCUCAUUCUGCAUCGAGUGUGCUUAGCCAAGCGUGCUGUGCUUUUAAACUCAUUCGCCACACAUUUGGCUCUGCCACCUUGUUUACCACCGGAUAUCAACACAGGAAUACGACGUCUUUUGACCAAUCUGCACAAUGCCAUGCUGACUGCUUGUGAUUCUGACGGACGUGGACUUGUAGAUUCUUUGAUUGCCGGGGACGGAACUGAAGCUAUGCUUACUUCAGUUACUGCCGCUCGCUUAGCUGCCCUUCAUCGUGCGGUGGCCGCUGGAUCCUAUCGUCGGUUAGAUCGUCUGCAAGCCGACUGGCUAGGGAUUUUGAAACGUGCACGCAUUGGCGAGGGCGAGGAUCAACCAUCUGGCGUACAGAAUCCAUUACCUACUGUGCAACAGCGCUUGGAUGCUGCCGAGUUGGCUCGACGUUGGGUUCGUUUAAGGGAUGAAUUGUGUCAUCGACCAGCAAGACUACCACAAACAAACAACCCGUUCUUGCAAUUAGGCAGUUCGACAGACUCAGGCCCGGCUUUGUCUACUCACUUGGCACUUCUUAGUCCGGCUAUGACAUAUACAGGUGCUGCAUUGGACAAGGAACUUGCAGAAGAAGAUGAGCGACAUAAGUUGACUCUGCAUGGUGAUGAACAUUUCGAAGGUGCUCCACCACCACUGGAGGAGGGAGAUGUCGAAAUUCCAGUGAGUACUUUUAUUUUUGGUAUUGGCGAAUUUGCCAUUGAUCAACAAGGUUCUCAUUAUGGGAUUUUAAGAAGCCACGUGGAGGUUCGAAAUGUGGUAUAUCAGGUUGGUGAUUUUGUCUACGUUGAACCACUUCGAUCAAAUGUGACCCAGUGUCAUAUUGGCCGUCUGAUACGUUUGGUUCGUAAACUUCCUGCACAACCGCCAACAGGUGUCGGUGCUGACGGCGAGAAACCCAAGGAAGCGACAAAUUUCAACCAACCGGUAGUCGUGGCGUACAUAGCAUGGUACUGGCGGCCUUCUGAAUCGCGACCGUCACGCAGGCGACGUUUACUUACAGCUGAAGUGUUCCGUACCGCUUUAACUGAAGGGAUACCUGUUCACAAGUUGAUCGGUCGCUGUCUGGUUAUGCCAAUAUCUCAAUUUAUUCGUUUCCACGCCAAGAAUAUUGACGAACGAGAUGUGUACGUCUGCGAGUCCCAAUUCUCGAUCAAGUCACAAACGUUCAUCAAAAUCCGGAAUUGGACUGCCCCAACACCGGUUGGCGUGGAACUUGAGCAGCGCCCGGUUCCUUUCGUACCAACUCGCCUGCCACCGAAUGAACCGCUUGAGAACGCCCUGGAACAGGUGGAUACCAGUUUGUAUACCAGAAUGAAUUUCCCCAUCCCGCGACCCAACCAAACCGUUGUUCUCGAGGAGCACUUGGAAGGUGAGGAAACGGUGAUUUUCGAACAAUAUGUGCACCAGAAUGGGUUUCUGGUCAAAUUGGGUGAGUUUGUGAUUAUGAUUUGUAAAAGCAAUGCACGACAAGGUUCAUUUGAACUGAUAGCGUUAUCCGUUUUCAUUUAUCACCACAAACAUCGGAUAGUAACCCUUUUUUCAUUUCGUUAA